Messenger RNA from Pelagomonas calceolata, 423 nucleotides. NCBI's taxonomy places the organism in Eukaryota, Pelagophyceae, Pelagomonadales, Pelagomonadaceae. The record is from the annotation of a GenBank genome assembly.
UAAAUGGUUGAGCUCUGGCGCGGCCGGAGGAGGGUGCACCGGGCAGUACGCGCGUGCGCGCGUUGCUCUGACUGCCGCCUGCCGUGGGGCAGCCAACGCGGCGGGGAAAAGGCAGCAGCUUGCCUCCCACGGGAGGUGAGACAAGACAAGUCCGCCGGCCGCUGGGGUAGGGACGGCUGUUCAUGCGCCGCAAGCUGGCUCGAGGCCAAUGACGACGGGUGCUUUUCCGGCGGCGCGAGAGGCGGAGCCUCAGCGCAGUGGAGAGCGACGGCUCCGUCGCCCGCGGGACGUCGGAGGCGCGCAUGCGUGAACGCCACUCAUACCGUUGGUGCGGUGGCGCGACGCGGCCGACGCGAAGAUGAAUCCUUCGGGACGAUGUUCACAGCAUGGGUAGCCAUUUUCUUUGCGUUGAUUCCCCCGUGU